CUACCUACGUAAUACUAUUUUAAUAUUUCUAUAUCAACCAUGUGAAGAACAAGUCAUCAUACAUUGUAGAUAUCUCCAUCAUCACCAUCAUCAUCAUCACCAUCGAUCUAAUCAAUCAACUCAAUCUAUCAUCAUCUUCAAACUUCAUCCAAUAAAAUCACCCUGGUGGUAUUUUAUUCGAUCACUUCAUCACUGCAUUCUUACUUUUCAUCAUCACUACAUUCUCAAUCUUCUCUCAAAUAGAAUUCAUUAACUUUAAAGGGAAUACCCUCGUGAACACAAAUGAAUCCUUCAAAUCUUACGAUUCAAGUCGAUGAUCGAGAAAAAGAUCAAGGUCCUACUAUCAAAGGAUUAACACUUCAAACUUCUCCAUUCUAUACAUCAUCUCCUAUAACAAAAUCACCUGUGAAGAGAUCGCCUAAUGAGAAAAAAACGUUGAGAGCCAGAAGACCUUUCAAGUAUUUAAAACAUCAAGGACCACGUCCGAUUCCCAGUAAUCCGAGCAACCGAAUCUUUUAUUCAAACCAAACGAUUUCCAUCCAUGAUUCAAAUCAAACUCACUCGAAGUUUUCACGGAUCAGAACCAGUUCGAACUCUGAUACAAGAGUGCCUAAACGAUCUACUUCAUCUAAUAAUCAUAAUGAACCUAAAUCGACGAACCGAAUCAAUGGAAACAAACCUUACUCACAAAUCUCUUCGCGUUUACUCAAAUCACGAAACUUGAAUUUGAGUGCCAUAGACACGUUAGCAUGUCAAAGAAGCAAACAACCAGGUGUAGAAGUCUUACACGACGAAGCCGAUUCGAUGAUGAGCCAUAGUGGAGCCACCCAUCAUUGUCAUUCAACAAGCACCAGUUCACCUCAUCGACUUUCUCAACACCUUUCGACAUCCUGUUUCUCGGCUUGGUCAACAACCACUUCCUCAACUCAACUGAAAUCUUUAUCUUUCUUGUCUUUGAACUCUACUAGGUCUUCGGAACUUCAGUUACCUGAUCAACUUGAGAAAUUGAACGUCUUGAAUCAUAAUCUUCCAACUACUAAAGUUACUCAUCAUCAAGCUUUACAGAAACGUUCGAUCUCGUUUCAUGAAUCGAAUCCUUCGAAUUGGUGAACUUUUUAUCAAUCCUUUCAUAACUUUUUAUUAGGUUAUUCUUUUUCUUUCAAGUUUUAUGGUUUCCUUCUUCAGUCUUUGAUGCUUCAUGAUUCGUUUUUUUGUUUGUAACCCUAAAAAACACUCGAUUCUAUGUUUUGUUUUUUCGUAUUGAUAUUUUCCAAAAAAAAGCAAAGUACUACUACCAGUUUAUUUAUUAAGCAAUGUUUUGUAUGUAUCUCGAAUCCAAGAACCCCCCCGGAAGAAAAACCAAUAAAGAAUUAUGUUCUCUUUGAUUUUAGAUGAAUUUGAUCUAUUGAUUAGGUGUAAAAAGUUGUACUAUUUUGUCUUUGGAAUGUUGUUUUGUGUACUGUGAAUGGAAUUGAAAAUAUGAAGGUUUUGAACAACUA
Messenger RNA from Melampsora larici-populina 98AG31, 1499 nucleotides. RefSeq lists its product as uncharacterized. The coding region runs from base 283 to 1110 and encodes 275 amino acids. The record is from RefSeq and is a predicted model, not a curated record. The transcript is spliced from 3 exons. NCBI's taxonomy places the organism in Eukaryota, Fungi, Basidiomycota, Pucciniomycetes, Pucciniales, Melampsoraceae.